Molecule: messenger RNA, 5872 nt
Organism: Anopheles moucheti
Lineage: Eukaryota; Metazoa; Arthropoda; Insecta; Diptera; Culicidae
Exons: 7
Coding region: 237-4778 (1513 amino acids)
Source: RefSeq, a predicted model, not a curated record
AGUUUGCAGUUUUGCGUUAGUGUCAAGGAAUUGCUACAGCUGCUGCCGUCGUCGUUUUCUAGUCGCAUACAUGCGCAAGUGAGGGUAGGCGCAAAUCACCCACCAACCGAAGGGCGAUUUUGAUUGAUAAGGCAUUUCAGAGGCGACGGCAGUGUUUGCAUUUUGCCACGCGAAGUGUGCGUCGAAGUAAGACACCUUUCUGCAGUUGUACAUCAUCGUAAAGUACGGUAUCGGGAAUGGAAGCGGUUCCGAUUGGAGAAGAACAACCGGAAGAAAAGGAGAAAUAUCCACAGCCGGAUGUGGAAAAUUGUGGUACGGUCGAAACUGUUGCGUCAACUGAGUGUACUGACAGCCGGAAAGAAGCUACUGGAAUGGAUGUAACGAACGCCACCGGGACGAAGGACGAGGAGAAGGAAAAUGCUAUCCCUCAGGGCAGAGGUGGGGGAGAGGCGGCAGAAGAGGCGAAGACAAGUCAAACCACGGACGGAGAGGAUCGAUUGGAUGAACGAGGUUUGGAUAGCUCACCGGAUAAAUUCGGCCCCACGAUGGGGGCCAACACCAAAGAAGAAGCUGUAAAAAGCCCCGAACUAGAGGUUUUCUCCAUCGACGAUGAGGAAGAGCACGAAGAAGAGGAAGACGAUGAAGAGGAAAUGGACGACGAAGAUGAGGAAGAAGAAUAUGACGAGAUGGAUGAGGACUACGAAGUGUACGUGGAGGAGAAGGAAUCGGCCAAUCCGCAAAACUCCAUGGACGACGACGACUACGACAACGGGUCCAAGUUAGAUCUGAGCACCGACGAAUAUACGGACGGGGAAACGGAAGAACUAUCUCCAGAAAAAAUGGAACCAAAAUCCGCUUCCACAACGUUGCACAAAACGCCAUCGUCGGAUCUUGAACAGGAUGUGGAGGAUGAGGAUGACGAUGUGCAGAUAAUAUCGUUCGAUGAGGAAAUCGAAGAGGAUGAUGAAGAGGAAGAGGAGAUAGAAGAGGAGGAAGAUGAAGAUGAAAGUGAGCUGGACGAGAAAGUGGAGAACGAGGAACCGAAAAGUCAUGCGGAGAAACCGAAAUCCGGUUCAGGUGCCCGUCACAGUCCACCAGGGCUUCCGAUGAGCAGUGUAAAGUAUCGCAACUAUACGCAGAAACAAGUGGCCAGCUUACGACACCGAGCUAUUCGAAUAUUAAACAGGCGAAGCAUGCACGUUAUGGAAGACAAUGAUGAUGCGCGAGCGGUGUCUUCGGAUUGUAAAGUAACGCAACUAUCGACCGAUUUACAUUCUGUGUUCGCCACGCCCAAACAGUCAGGGCUCGGGGAAAUACUUCUCAAAGCGCAGGAGAAAACCAGCUACGUUGCCGCUUCAAUCACUCCGGCGGACAAGCAAAACGAAACCAAAGAUACCGGAAUUACUGCGGGCGGUGAGCAAGGAGAUUCGAAGGUACAGCCAAAACACCCAGCUAGUGAUACGGCGGCAGACGCAGCGGAAGCGGCUGCAAAGCCUACCAACAUUAUCUCCAGCACGACCUCAUCCCAUUCGGACGACAAGAUGCCGACGGCAACGGCGGUCGAGGUGUCGGAGAAGAUUGCCGAUUCGAGCGAUGAUGCCGUUUCGGUGCUGUCGUCUUCAACGUCGGCAAAGAAAUCGGUGACUGCAAUUACGCCAACGGUAAACAGUUCCGCCAGUACGGAAGCUGCUGAACAGAAGGGCAAAGCCACGGAUGAAAGCACGACCGACACGACGGCCAAGGCUAGUGAGGUUGCUAAAGAUGCAUCGUCUGCUAAGGAAACUGAUUCUAGUUCGGUUGGUUUAGAUAAGCAGGAAAGCAACACUACUAAUACUGUAGAACCAAAUAGCCAAACGGAAGCCAUUUGUUCUCCCAGGGCCAAUAGCGAGCCGACGGCAGAUGAUGUAAUGGCAGGGAUUGACGAUUUUAUGGAUCAUACGGGCAGUGAAGGUGAUGAGGAAAAGCAGCACGAGAAAGAGUUCAACGAAGAUCUUACAUUCCAGAUGGACGUUGAUCCACCCGUCGAAAAGAGCUCAUCGAUCUCGAUCUCGAAGGAGAAGAACGUGGAAAGUGCCAUUGACUUAACAUCUACCAGCGAACCUUCGAAGGAGAAGGGUGAAGAAUCGUCAUCGUCUGAGACGCACCCAGGCGAUCGUAUCUCGACAGGACCAUCGAAAGAACCACGCGUGGAUAUGCACGAUAAAACGGUAGUGACAUCCACACCCGUUACCAAUCAGAAAAAAGGCCAACAGAAGCGGUUGGAUCUUGAAGAGCAGGAAGAGGCUUGCUCUUCAUUGGAGGUAAAGCAAGAACAUGAACAAGCGAGCGUUGUAAAUGAAGCACAAAAUUUGUCCAAACAGAAAUCUUCUGAGGCUCGCGGUGACGGCGACAGUGCACAUUCAGCACAGAAAGUAGUACAAUCGGAUACAUCAACAUCCACCAAUCGGAAACGUAGACGAUCCGUGGAGAUCGAGGCGGAUCGACAGGCCAGCGCCGGUGCUGACUCUGAAGAAUCAAUUGAACCAGCGAAGAAGCUAAAGCUCGAAGUGGAAGCGACCUAUCCAACACACGAACGGGUCGUGAAUGACUAUAUCGAAACGACCCAAAACACCUCGGUAGACGAGAUUCAGAAUCACACGGAUACGCUGGUGAAAGAAAUCGAGGAUCUGAACGAUAUGAUCCGUGAGACGGAGGUCAAGUGGAACAAUUUGUUACAUCUGAAGAAGGUAAAGGAGGAGAUUCUGUUGCGGUUAAACCGCCGUAAGCACGUGAUCGGUAUUAUGGGCACCCAGCUGGGUGAGGUGUCGGUGUUCAGCCACCUCGAUUCGUCGAACCUAAGCAGUCAGCAUCACCACCAGCAGAGUGGCCGAUCAUCCUCCGUUGGUCCGCGUCCACCAACACCCCCGCCGGAGGUCGAAAUUCGUCCUGCUUCCGUGACGAACUCGAUGCACUACGGUUUUAAUGCAUCGAACAGCAGCGGCGGCAACAGUGCCACGAACGGUGGCGAUAAACAAGGUAGCCAUUUCGGUAACCACUCUCGGAUCUCUAACCGACGCAGUAGCAGCAACUGCGUCCACACUAGCGGGAACACUUCCAGCAAAGCGCGUAACGCGAAGGAUACUAACAGCUUCGUGUCGCAGUUCAAUAGCAGCAACAAUGCCGUCACAAUGGUACCACUGCCAAAUACGACAUCCAUGAUUAUGAAAGCGCGUGCCAGCAUGAAUGCGGCCGAGAUGGAGAAGGAGCGGUCCACGGCGGAACAGAUCCAUCGGCAGAUCUUUUCCAAACCGAUUCUCAGCAACCAUCAGCAGAUCCUGAACAAUCUGGCCAUGUCGGCCGGUUUGACGGGGUCGUCUGGUAGUGCUAGCGGAUCGAACAAUUCGAACAGCACGGGGCUACUGAACGGCCAUCAUAAUCCCGGUGGGUCGAACUCGCAUGCGGCAAACCAACAGCAGCUCCAAAUCGGUCGACAGGGUAUGCGUAAGGACGUGAGCAGUAUUAUAGCGGACUACCGGCAGAAGCAUCCGGAGAAUGUACCGCGGCGCGGCCGACGGUUGAAGAAUGUGGGCGGCAACAGUGCCAGCAACAAUGGCACGUCCGCGGGAAACAGUAUCGGAUCGUUUGGGGAAGGUGGUGCCAUUAGUUUGACCGCGCUGUCAGGUGGAAAAUCGCCGUGCGAUGGAAAUGUGCGUUCCAACUCGUCGGCUAGCGUGUCGACUCGUAUAUCGGAACUAUUGGCAGCUGCCGAGACGUCGCGUCCCUCCAGCAACGAUUCGAGCCAAAGCAACUCGAACCUGCUGUCGUCGCUGAUGUCCGCAUCCGGUGCGGCCAACAGCAAUCAGCAGUUCUUUAAGGAUGUGCUUGCCCAGUUUGCCAAGAUGAGCCAGAAUGAGCAGAGCUUGCUGUCGAACCUGCAGCUACUGUCCAACAAUGCCACUUCCGGUGCCACUAACACCGUCUCGUCUCCGCAGCAGUCCCCGCAGCAGCAUCACCAGACGCACCACCAGGCUGGCAGCCUUCAUCAACCACAAUCGUCCUUGCUGUCAAAGGCCUCCCUGCCCGAGGUGACACUCCAUCCGGUGCCGAAUUCAACGGCGCAUUCGGACAUGCUGGGUGGCAAUGUGUCAUACGGUAACGGUUCACUGAUCGGUGCGAAUCUGAGCGCGGUUAACAGCAGCACCAACUCGCUGCUGCAUGGAAUUCUUACCAAAUCGUCCAACCGGCCGGGCCAAGCAGCGUCUGCAGCAGUAGCUGCGGCUGUCGGGAACUUCAAUACCUUCUCGCCAACGCUAGCCCGAUUGCUUACCGUACCGGAACGGAUGAAUUCGCAGUCGUCCUCAACGGUAACAUCCGGUGCACUGGCUAACCUACAGAACAACAGCCUCACUGGUGGAUUGAACCUAUCGAAGAACAGCAGUGAAAUAUCUAUCACACGCCUGGGAGGGCCCAAUUACCAACUACUUUCGCAGCAACAGCAGCAACAAACGCAGCAAAGGCUUCGUGAGCAGCAACUGUACAAUUUGGACGAUGAAGCAGAUGACAGUGCCGAUCGGUUGGUAAUCGAUGAAGGAGACGACAUGGGCCAAAGGGAUUCUAGUGUACUGCACGGUGGCAAACGUCGCGGGGCCGAAAUAAACGAGAACGAAGUGCCACAAUGUCAGGGCUGCAAGAAACAGGAAGCCAAGUUCGUGUGUGCGGGCUGUGGCAAUCAGUGGUACUGUAGCCGAGCGUGUCAGGUUAACGCUUGGGAUGAUCAUUCGGAAGUUUGCAGCGGUUAGGUUCGCUUGUGAUGGUCGGUCCCAUCAUGGUUUAAAUCCAAUAUGGUCCGAGUUCACCAUACAGCUCCAACAAACGUUUAACUAUUUUUCUUAUUUAGGUUUAGAGUUUAAAGCAGAGUUGAUGUUCAACUUAAAUCAUACACAUACACAACAUUAGAUGAUGCGCAAUGUUCAUUGUACAGAACGUAUAAAACGGGCUGCCGUAUGUAUUAGAAAUGCAAGAAGUGGUUAUUUUUGCCCUUUGAUUAUCCUGAGCCCUUUGUGCGCGUCUGAGUGAGUAACUAUCAAACACUCGGGCGGGAAUAAUAGGCAGAGGAAACAUUACGCGACACAAGAGCGUACUUUUGGGGAACAUAUGAUAUUGGGGUCUUUGUUACAGUGUCGUCAUUUAAGCAUGCAUUGAGCAGUUCCGAAGUUCAUUAUUAAUGCAAUAAUUAUUCCUUCGAUUGCAAAUUAUGCUACCCAAAAUGGCACCAAUGUGUACAUAGAAUGCGUGCCACGGACCUGGUGCAGAAAGGAAUGUAAUGCACUCGUUUAUUCUACCAAGGGAAACAUUGAUUUACAGUGUUGUGAUACAUACAAAUUAGAAAGAUGCGCAUUUUUCACUCUUACACCACUGCACAGACGCGCAAGUGUCUAGCUUCCGGUUUUAAGUUGUAGUUUUCGUUUUACUUAAAUUGAUUGGAAGUACAUGAAUUUCUUACAUAUAUAAAUGCUUUUCAUAAUUAGCCAAGCUGUAUCAUGUAGAUUGUAUGUAGAAUUUCAUUACAAAAAGGACGAUGAGGAAAGCUGGCAAGUGUGUCUUUUUACCAUGUAUGACCGCUUGCGAUGGUUCCACGUUCUUAGAAAGCUGUUGCAAACACGUGUUAAACAGCAUUACAUACACGCUAAUUUAUUGGACAAAUGUAAGCGAAACGUAACGGUGAACUAUUUGUAGCAUAAUAUUCUUUCCUAAAAUGCGUAUCAAAUUUAUCCUAACCCUGUCGCGUAGCGUGCAAGAACUAUCAAGAUGGAAUGAAGGCAAAUACAUGCGACAAGUGGAAUGAUAGUUGGCGACAAGUAAAAAGGGAAUUUGUAAUUAUUCUGUGCGUCAU